Boeremia exigua is the source of this 1803-nucleotide messenger RNA. RefSeq lists its product as uncharacterized. Gene Ontology annotation, molecular function: zinc ion binding; DNA-binding transcription factor activity, RNA polymerase II-specific. The record is from RefSeq and is a predicted model, not a curated record. Gene Ontology annotation, biological process: regulation of DNA-templated transcription. Bases 1 to 1803 code for a protein of 600 amino acids. NCBI's taxonomy places the organism in Eukaryota, Fungi, Ascomycota, Dothideomycetes, Pleosporales, Didymellaceae. The transcript has 2 exons.
AUGCCCGCGCCGCAGCAGCAGCAGCCGCCGCCCGCUGCCUAUGCCUCGCCGCACGCCUAUCCGUCACCCACGUCGAUGCAGCCCACGUACUCGUACCCGCCGCCCGGCCAGCCCGCCGGCGAGCCGUAUCGUGGCUCGCCGCCGGGCGCGAAUAUGUCGCUGCCGCCGCUGAACCUGCCGCCCAUGCGCCUGCCCGACGGCCAGCCGCCGCAACAGCAGCAGCACCACCAGCACGCCCACCACCAGCACCCGCCGCACCCGCAGCCCGCCAUGGGCUCGCCGCUGCCGCCGCCGCCGCACGCCAUGCAGCAGCACUACCCGCCGCCGGGCUAUGCGCACCCGCAGCAGCCCAUGAACAUGGGGCCCGCCCAGUACAACGCGAUGCGCUACCAGCUGCCGCCGCAGCCCGACCAGCGCGUGCUGUCCGGCGGCCGCCACAAGAAGGAGAUCAAGCGCCGCACCAAGACGGGGUGCUUGACGUGUCGCAAGCGUAGAAUCAAGUGUGACGAGGCGCACCCCACCUGCCGCAACUGCCAGAAGAGCAAGCGCGAGUGUCUGGGCUACGAUCCCAUCUUCAAGCAGCAGCCCGGCCCGGCCCAGAUCCAGCCCGCGCCUAACUCUGCCCCGACGCCGCACUCCUCAACUCCACCCGUGCCCGCCCAGGCCCCGCCGCCGCCCGCCAGCUACCAGAGCCAGGUCCCCCAGGGCUACGCCCCGGCCUCUUCAGCAGGCUACGCCCCGGCCGCCGCCGCCCCCAGCGCCCCGCACGACCCGCAAGCCUUCAACGCCAUCGACCCUGCUCUCGCUGCCGCCGCCGCCCCGGGCAUGCAUCCAGGCCAACCGCAGUACAACGGCCUGCCCAUGGACCCCGCCAUGAGACAGCAAGGCUACGCGCAUCCCCCGCCCCCGCCCAGUCCGCUCAAGGGCAAGCAACUCGACGUGGCCGACAUCUUUGGCAUCUGCAACCACAGCCCGCCCGACGUCCCGCCACGGACUGCUCCACCGGCGCAGGAAAUUGACGAGCAGUUCUCGCAGAUCUUCGUCAACGACUACGUCCAAGGCCUCGACUACAUGCUGCAGACCACGUGGUUCUCCAAAGACAACAACGCCCUGCACCGCAUCUUCACCAGCCAGGCUCUGCACGAAGAGGCCGCCUUCUUCACCGAGACGAUCAAGACGCAGAACAGCUCUGCCGACAUGUCAAGUGUGUUCAGCCAAGAAGCGCGCCUGAUUUGGCACUUGCUGGGGUCGUGCAAACUCCCCACACCUGCUACCAACGGCGUCAAGCCUGAAGACGGCAGCGCCCAUCUUGCAGAGUCCGAGGACCUGCCACUCAGGGAAUGCCGCGCGCGCUUCGACGUCCUGGAGGCUUUACUGACAAAUUCAAACCUCGAGUCGAACCCCCUCCGCGAGCUCACCUAUCCUGAAGACAUCCACGAGGAGAAGAGGCACGAGGUGGACUUCUGGCUUAAUCUUGGAGACUUUGUCCGCUAUGACGGCGACGACCGCGCGCCGCCCAACGCUGCUGACAUGUCACUCGGUACAAUGCGCACGGUGCUGCGCGUACAGGAAGUGCGUGACGCAAUAUACUCGAUAGCCGUCGCCAGGCACUACGGAGCGCGGAUAGGAGGCUUCCCGAACGCGCUCCCACAACUAAUGGACCCGCACGAGGACAGCGAUUUGAGUAAACUUCACGUUGCCAUGUCCUUCAUCAGCCAUGAGAGUCGUGCAGGUUCUCAGCAAGUCUUGGCCCGCAUCUGCGACAUGGCAAUGUUGUCAUGGGCCGUGGCGAGAAGCCCGUAG